This is a messenger RNA of Nicotiana attenuata, 4034 nucleotides long. RefSeq lists its product as uncharacterized. The record is from RefSeq and is a predicted model, not a curated record. Bases 351 to 3725 code for a protein of 1124 amino acids. The transcript has 22 exons. Lineage: Eukaryota; Viridiplantae; Streptophyta; Magnoliopsida; Solanales; Solanaceae.
ACACUUCAGUCCAAAGUGCAUUACAAUCUGUCAUAUACAUGCACAUAAAGAGAAAAAGUUCAAUUCUUUUGCUUAUUUAUUUAUUUUCUUCUGUCUUUUUCUUUGCCUUUUUAGUCAAUUUUUUAUACUUUGCUUUAUUUCCAGUUCCUGGUUAUUUAUCGCAUCUUAACUUUGCUUAUUACACUAAAAAUCUUGAUUUCUUAGGAAAGAUCGGAAAAUUGGGAAAAUUGAGAAAUUGGGUGUGAAUUAAAAAGAGAAUCUUUAGAACUGUGAUUUGCUCAAUUCUCAUUAAAGAACUGGGCUUUCUUUGCUCUUUGUAGGAGAUAGUGUGAAGAACAGAUUACCUGACAAUGUAUACUCAGAGGAUGCAAUCUGAUUCUAUUCUUGGCCGAAAAAAUGAUGGAUUGGGCUUUGGAAUACUAUGUGGUUCUAAGUUUCAAGCUGGGCUUUUUCCAUCUGGUAAUGAAAAUGGGUGGGGGUCUGAUAUGGAUACUGGUUCGGAUUCGGACGAUGGGGUUUAUGGUGGACAUUACUCAGUUGAAACUUCACCUCAAGAUGAUAAGUUUCACAAUGUUGGUAUUCUAAAGAACAACAGUUUUGAGAGUGUGCCUGGUUAUGGAGUUAAAAAACCAUCAAAUUUUGUUGCAAGUUCUAAAACUACAGCUUCGGUGCCAUUUUCGAGACAGAGCCCGAAGUUGUCCAAUGGUAAUAUUCCCAGUGCACCCCCUUUAGGUGGUUCAUUACAACAACGGGAUCAAAUUUUUGAGCAACGUAAAACCUUUGUGGCAGAUGAUAUCUCCUUCCCAGAAAUAUCAGGUUGUUCUGUAGCAAUGGAUGAAGCUAAAGCAUAUAAUACUGCAUCCGUAGGUGCUGCAAAAGAUGGACAGUCUGAUCCGUCCGGAAGGGUUGGUGGUGUACCUUCUAAUUCUUCAUCUGCCGUCUUUCCAACAUAUCAUGCAAGUGUACGAGGUAGUUGGCAAGCUUUCGUUGCUUAUGAGGCAUGUGUUCGACUAUGUCUUCACUCAUGGGCGAAGGGUUGCCACGAAGCUCCAGCUUUCUUGGAAAAUGAAUGUGCCUUGUUGCGAGAUGGUUUUGGCGUAAGGCAAGGAUUGUUACAAUCGGAGGAAGAGCUAUUGAAGAAAAAGUCCUUGGAACUUGUUGGUGAGGGAGCCUCGAUGAAGCCAAAGAAAACUUUUGGCAAGCUGAAAGUUCAAGUGCGUAAAGUGAAAUUGGCAUUGGACCCACCCACGGGCUGCAGCUUUUCCACUCUGAAACCACCGAAGGUAAAACUGGAGGCUAUACGUGCUCAGUUGUCCAAUGUGAAAUCAACUCUCAGUUCUGAGUGGGGAGCCAUACGAAAAGUACGUGUGGCUCCAAGGAUUCCUCCAAAUGGUUCUUUAUCACGUCAAAGCUUGGCAUACCUUCAUGCCGGUACUCGUUAUGUAAAAGACAUUUCUGAGAUUUUGAAACUUGGUGCAACUUCUUUACGAAGCAGUUCAACAUCAUAUGAAGUAGUUCCAGAGACAUACUUUUGUUCGUUGAGAUUGAAAAGCCUACCUGAAGAGGACACGGUAAAAAUGCAAGCUGGAUCCGCUGAAACACAUCUAUUCUUACCAGAGGGGCUUGGGGAUGACUUAAUUGUUGAAGUACAUGACUCAAAGGGAAACUACUGUGGUCGUGCAGUAGCUCAGGUUGCUGAUAUUGCUGAUGAUCCGGGAGACAAACUCCGUUGGUGGUCCAUAUAUCAUGAACCAGAGCAUGAACUUGUCGGAAGAGUACAGCUAUACAUAAAUUAUUCUACUAGUCCUGAUGAAAAUAGCCACACUAAGGGUGGUCCUGUCGCAGAAACCGUUGCAUAUGAUUGUGUUCUGGAAGCAGCAAUGAAGGUUCAACAGUUUCAGCAGAGAAAUUUGUUGCUUCAUGGUGCUUGGAGAUGGUUGGUAACUGAAUUUGCAUCAUACUAUGGAGUCUCAGAUGCAUACACUAGGCUAAGAUAUCUUUCUUAUGUCAUGGAUGUUGCGACGCCUACAGCGGACUGUCUGAACUUGGUGUAUGAUUUGCUACUACCUGUGGUCUCUAAAGGCAGAACUAAGAAUACCCUAAGUCAUCAAGAGAAUCGAAUUUUAGGAGAAGUUUCCGAAAAGAUCGAGCUGAUCGUUGCACUAGUUUUUGAGAACUACAAGUCUUUAGACGAAUCAUUACCAUCAGGGAUGGCUGAUGUGUUCAGACCUGCUAGUGGAGUUGCAGCUCCCGCACUGUCUCCUGCUUUGAAGCUGUAUAGUCUUCUUAAUGAUAUACUUUCUCCAGAGGCGCAGUUGAAGCUAUGCAAAAAUUUUCAGAUUGCUGCGAAGAAACGAUCCAGAAGACACUUGGCAGAAACAGAUGAAUUUGUCUCCAACAACAAUGAUAACAUAUUGAUGGAUCCUGUGGCUCGCUCCACCGCUUACCAGAAGAUGGUAUCACUUUGUUUGAAUAUCAGACGUGAAGUUCGUACUGACAUGGAGAUCCAUAAUCAGAAUAUACUUCCAAGUUUCCUAGACCUCCCAAAUCUUUCUUCAGCUAUAUACUCCACGGAGCUAUGUAGCAGAUUGCGUGCAUUCCUUGUUGCAUGUCCUCCCACUGGUCCCUCGUCUCCUGUAGCUGAACUCAUUGUCGCGACAGCUGAUCUUCAGAAGGAUUUUAGUGCCUGGAACAUCAGUCCUGUCAAAGGUGGAGUUGAUGCAAAGGAGUUGUUCCAUCCAUAUAUUACCCUCUGGAUCAAGGAGAAGCGUCUUGCUUUGCUCGAAUUCUGUAAACCUGACAAGAUAAAGUGGCCCUGUGUAGAUGCACAGUAUUCGACAACUCCUUUUGUUGAUGAUAUCUAUGAACGAAUAAAGGAGACAUUAGCUGAAUAUGAUGCUGUCAUAAGACGCUGGCCUGAAUACCUUUUCUCGUUGGAAACUGCUAUAGCAGACGUAGAAAAGGCGGUUAUUGAAACCUUGGAUAAGCACUAUGCAGAUGUUUUAUCUCCAUUAAAGGAGAAUGUAAUGCCCAUUAAAUUAGGUCUCAAGUAUGUCCAGAAAAUUACCAAAGGCACAGUAUGUCCCUAUGCAGUCUGCAAAGAGCUGGGAAUUCUUUUGAAUUCCAUGAAGAGAAUGCUGGAUGUUCUACGGCCGCAGAUAGAACUGCAAUUCAAGUCAUGGGGUUCUUGCCUGCCAGAUGGUGGUCACGUCACCCCAGGAGAGCGUAUCAGUGAAAUUACAGUUAUGUUGAGAACCAAAUUCAGAGGUUAUAUGCAAGCAAUUAUGGAUAAACUUGUCGAAAAUACGAGAUUGCAGAGUCCCACCAAACUGAAGAAGAUAAUCCAAGAUGCUAAGGAAGGUACACAGGAGUCUGAUUUACGAGUUAGGAUUCAGCCACUGAAGGAUAUGCUGGAAAAUUCAAUUGAGCAACUUCAUAUGGUAUUUGAGACACAAGUUUUCAUAAUUAUUUGCCGAGGCUUCUGGGAUCGGAUGGGGCAGGAUGUGCGAAAGUUUUUGGAGGAAAAGAAAGACAAUAGAUCUUGGUACAAAGCAUCACGAGUUGCAGUAUCUAUUUUAGACGACAUAUUUGGAUCAGAAAUGCAAAAAUUUCUAGGUAAUGCGCUUCAAGAGAAAGACUUGGAACCGCCUAGAUCUAUUGCAGAUGUUCGAUCCAUGCUUUGUAAAGACGCUGUGAAUGACAACGACAACAACUACUUUUAUUAGAGUAUAGCAAAUUGUACAUAGUAUAUAUACAAAAUACUUCUGGAUAGCACUUUCCUAACUACUUUUUGUCGCGGAGAAAUAUCAAGAGCUGCAGCCUUGCUCCCCAGGAAGCGUAGCAUGGAGCCGCAUUGGGGUUCUGUCCAAUUUUGUUAGGUACUCUAUGUUUUGGUUCUUAUAAAUGGCUGAUAUAGAGCACAACUGAUCAUUUUUUAUUCAUUUAGAAAGUUGUAAUACUAGUUUUCUGAGCUUGUAUACUCUUGGAUAUUUCUCAAAUUAUAGCCAAGGUCUGGGGAGGGUAUAUAGUACGCA